Molecule: messenger RNA, 1248 nt
Organism: Salvelinus fontinalis (brook trout)
Lineage: Eukaryota; Metazoa; Chordata; Actinopteri; Salmoniformes; Salmonidae
Product: CUB and sushi domain-containing protein 3-like
Exons: 7
Source: RefSeq, a predicted model, not a curated record
CUGGUCAUUGCGGUAUCCCGGAGCAGAUUGUGAACGGCCAGGCGAUAGGGGAGAACUUUGGCUACAGAGACACCGUGGUCUACCAGUGUAACCCUGGCUUCAGACUCAUUGGAUCCUCGGUACGCAUCUGCCAGCAAGACCACCUCUGGUCCGGACAGCUGCCGCUUUGUGUCUCAAUCACAUGUGGCCAUCCAGGAAGUCCCAUCUAUGGGAGAACUACAGGGGAUGGAUUCAACUACGAUGAUGUAGUCAGCUUCUUCUGUAACCAAGGCUACGUACUGGAGGGAGUGGCCAGAGCCCAGUGCCAAGCGAGCCGCCAGUGGAGUCAACAGCCUCCUACAUGUAGAGUGGUGAACUGCACAGACCCAGGCAUCCCGGCUAACUCUAUCAGGGAGAGUAAGAUAGAGCACGGUAACUUCACACUGGGCAGUGUGGUGUUCUACACCUGUAACCCUGGAUACUACCUGUUCGGUUCCUCUGCACUGACCUGUCAACCUAAUGGCCACUGGGACAAACCUCUACCUGAAUGUCUUGAGGAGGACUGUGGGAACCCUGGCUCUCCUCCCUACGGUACCAUGGUUGGGGACAAGUUCUCGUUUGGCUCCACGGUGCAGUACUCCUGUUCAGGGGACAGAGAGCUGAUUGGAGAGUCAUCACUCACCUGUCAAAUCAAUGGACACUGGAGCGGCCCCAUACCUCACUGUUCAGGAGACUCUGUAGGCAGCUGUGGGGACCCCGGUACACCCGUCCACGCCAGCAGAGAGGCCAGCAACUUCCACCUGCGUAGUAAAGUCCGCUUCACCUGCGCUGUGGGCCACACGCUGUACGGCUCAGCUGAGAGGAUCUGCUUCCCCAACGGAACCUGGUCUGGGAGACAGCCCUUCUGCAAACCGGUGCACUGUGGUAACCCGGGGACCCCUGCUCACGGCAGUAUUUUCCGGGUCGACGGUACGACCUUCACCCACUCUGUAGUCUACUCCUGUAUGGAUGGAUACCUCCUCUCAGGCACGCCCAGCAGACACUGUCUGGCCAACGGCACCUGGUCCGGCACAGCUCCCAACUGCACCAUGAUCAGCUGUGUAGACCCAGGUGUUCCUGCUAAUGGUCUGAGGUUUGGAGAGGACUUCACCGUGGGCCAGAACGUCACCUUCAUGUGCCAGCCUGGCUACCUGAUAGAGGCAGGCGGGGACACAACUCGCACCUGUACCCACAAUGGCACCUGGAGCGCCAUCACACCCAUCUGCAAAG